AUGGCCAAGUCCAAAAACCACAUCACGUACAACCAGUCCGGAAAACGGCACAGAAAUGGCAUCAAGAAGCCCCGAUCACAAAGAUACGAAUCUCUUAAGGAGGCGAACCCCAAGUUCCGGAGGAACAUGCGCUUUGCCAAGAAGCACGACGAGAAGGGCCUAAAGAAGAUGCAAGCCAAAAAUGCCAGGGCCAUGAAUGCACGGGCUGAGGUCAUCAAGGCCCUCCUAAAGCCCAAGGAGGUCAAGCCCAAGAUCCCAAAGGGCAGCAGCCGCAAGCUCAGUCGACUUGCCUACAUUGCCCACCCCAAGCUUGGGAACCGUGCUCGAGUGCGCAUCGCCAAGGGUCUCAGGCUCUGCUGGCCAAAGGCCAAGGCCAAAGCUCAAACCAAGGCCCCAGCCGCGCCUGCAGCUGCAGCUCCGCUUGCCCAGGCCCCCAUGAAGGCUCCAGAGCACAGGCCUCUGUCUGCCAAUGUGAGGAUGGAAGGACUGGUGGGACCCCUGGGCUGCUGUCUGCAUGGGGCUGGUGUCCUCCUGUGCUAG
This is a messenger RNA of Rhinolophus ferrumequinum (greater horseshoe bat), 540 nucleotides long. RefSeq names its product 60S ribosomal protein L29-like. NCBI's taxonomy places the organism in Eukaryota, Metazoa, Chordata, Mammalia, Chiroptera, Rhinolophidae. The transcript has a single exon. Gene Ontology annotation, molecular function: structural constituent of ribosome. The record is from RefSeq and is a predicted model, not a curated record. Gene Ontology annotation, cellular component: cytosolic large ribosomal subunit; ribosome. Gene Ontology annotation, biological process: cytoplasmic translation. Bases 1 to 540 code for a protein of 179 amino acids.